GCUAGCUGUUUGAUGUGACGUCAUUUCCUACAGACAAUAACAGCGAGCAUUCGAUAGAUUAUCACAAUCUAUUUCCUUCGGGACCUUUUUUUGUGGUAUACGAAUUAUGGCGCUGGAAACUGUUCCUAAAGACUUGCGUCAUCUGAGGGCUUGUCUUCUUUGUUCACUCGUAAAGACCAUUGACCAGUUUGAAUAUGACGGCUGUGACAACUGUGAGGCUUACCUGCAGAUGAAAGGGAACAGAGAGAUGGUUUACGAAUGCACCAGCUCCUCCUUUGAUGGAGUCAUAGCCAUGAUGAGUCCUGAAGACAGCUGGGUGGCUAAAUGGCAAAGGAUAGGUAACUUCAAGCCAGGUGUGUAUGCGGUGUCAGUCACAGGCAGACUUCCUCCAGGUGUGGUCAGAGAGCUCAAAAGCAGAGGAGUGAACUACAAAUCCAGAGACACAGCAGUAAAGUCCUAAUCUAUUUCCACCCAUUUCACAUUUGAGGGGUGGAUUUGCUCAGACCUGCAUCAUAAAUCAGCACCUCACCUGUGAUUUCUUAUGGAGCUGUUGGAUUGUUCUUUUUUGUUGUUGGAAGACUACGAGCAAAGGCUGAAAAAGGACUAUUUCAAAGGGGAGCAAAAACUGUUUUUUAAGAAAUGUGGUCCCCGGUCAAAAUCGGUCUGGUUUGGUAUCUGUGUUGUAUGGAGAAUCCCAGUUUUGCCCCCUCCUGCUCCGUGUUUGUGUGUGAACAGAUGAGUCGGUGAUGUUGAUAUUUUUCAAUAAAACGUGCAUUCAAACA
Molecule: messenger RNA, 782 nt
Organism: Oryzias latipes (Japanese medaka)
Lineage: Eukaryota; Metazoa; Chordata; Actinopteri; Beloniformes; Adrianichthyidae
Gene: supt4h1
Product: SPT4 homolog, DSIF elongation factor subunit
Biological process (GO): transcription elongation-coupled chromatin remodeling; transcription elongation by RNA polymerase II; regulation of DNA-templated transcription
Cellular component (GO): DSIF complex; nucleus
Molecular function (GO): zinc ion binding; RNA polymerase II complex binding
Source: RefSeq, a predicted model, not a curated record